AUGAGGAAGGCGGCGGCGGCGGCGGCGGCGCCUCCAACCGCGGCUGCCAAGACGAAAGCGGCGGCAGCGGUGCCCGCGGCUGCUAAGAAGAAGCCCCUGGCGAAGAAGAAAGCGGCAGCGGCCGUACCCGCGGCCAAGAAGAAGGCGGCGGCGGCGGCACCUGCAACCAAGAAGCGCGCAUCCGGUGGAACGGCCGGGUGCAGGCCACGGAAACGGGCACGGGAUGACAACUGCGACGGCGAUCUCAUCAGCAACCUUCCGGACGCCGUCCUAUGCACCAUCAUCUCCCUCCUCCCCACCAAGGACGGCGCUCGCACGCAGGCCAUCGCACGCCGAUGGCGCCCUCUCUGGGGCUCCGCGCCUCUCAACCUCGACGCCGAGAACCUCAACACCAAUGAUUUCAAGCAGCCGCGCCGCCGCCGAGGGCCUCGACCGUCGACGGAAUCCAUCAUCUCCAGGAUCCUCUCGGACCACCCUGGCCCCGCCCGUCGCUUCGACUUCCGAUUAACCUGCAUCUUCCCAACAAAAAGAGAGCACGCCAAGAGUGUUGCUCAGAUCGUGAGCUGGUUAAACUCUCUGAGCCUCGACAACCUUGAGGAGCUCCAUAUCUUCUUCCCGAUCUUGUGUCGAGCAGCUCCGACCCCCAUGCUCAGAUCCGUGCUCCGCUUCGCAUCAACUCUCGUCGUGGCCACUGUUGGCCACUGCAAUUUUCCAGAUGAGAUCGCUCCUUCAUUGAAUUUCCCCAUCCUCAAGCAUCUCACCCUGCGUCACGUUAACAUCUCCGUGGAUGCAUUCCAUGGUGUUCUCUCCGCCUGCCAUGUGUUGGAGACCCUAUUUCUGCCUGAAAAUGUUUACAAUGGCUCCCUCCACAUAAGCUCACGAAAUCUUAGGAGCAUCUGCUUCAGUGAUUGUUUUAUGGGCACAAACGAAUUGGUUAUUGAGGACACCCCUCACCUUGAAAGGCUGCUUUGUCCAUGCUUGGACGUCGAGACUAUCCGGGUAAAUAGGGCACCUAAACUGGAGAUAUUGGGCCCAUUGUCACCGCGCAUCUCCAAUGUUCAGAUUGCAAACCUAGUCUUUCAGGGGUUGGUUCCAACCAGCUUCAACAAUUUGAUAUGCACAGUGAAGGUUCUGGCUCUCCAGUUUUAUUGCGCUAAUUUGAAUGCGGUUCUUGACGUCCUCAGGUUCUUCCCCUGCUUGGAAAAGCUUUAUGUUAUGUGGAACAAAUACUUAAACACAGAGAUGAACAAUGUGCGUCAUUAUGACCCAAUAGAUCCAAUCAAAUGCCUUGAGACCCAUCUCAAAACACUUGUGUUGAAGAAUUACAAAGGCGACAAGCAAGAUGUUACCUUUGCCAAGUUCUUUGUUCCGAAUGGGAAAGUGCUAAAUGCGAUCAAAUUUGGCGUGACUGUGAAGUUCGACGAGAAAUGGGUGGCUGAUCAACACAGGCUGCUAGGAGUGGAAAAUGAAGCUUCUCCGGACCUUGAGUUUAAACAUUGUUCGUACUAUUUGAAUCGCCAUUCAGAUAUCCAUGACUUGUCAAUUGCUGAUCCCUUCAACAACUCUUUUCUAGCUGAAGAUGAUGCCCUUCUAGUGAUAUCAUGCUCUUCCAGUUCUGAUGAGGAUAGUACCUGA
Triticum turgidum subsp. durum (durum wheat) is the source of this 1635-nucleotide messenger RNA. NCBI's taxonomy places the organism in Eukaryota, Viridiplantae, Streptophyta, Magnoliopsida, Poales, Poaceae. The record is from the annotation of a GenBank genome assembly.